Colletotrichum phormii is the source of this 1095-nucleotide messenger RNA. RefSeq lists its product as uncharacterized. The transcript is spliced from 3 exons. The record is from RefSeq and is a predicted model, not a curated record. The coding region runs from base 1 to 1095 and encodes 364 amino acids. NCBI's taxonomy places the organism in Eukaryota, Fungi, Ascomycota, Sordariomycetes, Glomerellales, Glomerellaceae.
AUGCCGUCCCAGUUCAUACCAGCUCAAAAUUCCCGCCAUCGCAUCGCCGCAAUUGCCUUGUAUCGUGCUCUCGUCCGAGAGGCUCGCGCCGUGCCACUCCCCAACGAUGUACUUCGCCAGGGUGUCGAAAACCCACUGCCGCGGCUCGUGAAGAAAGGGUUCAAGCGAAACCAGACCGAGGCGAGCUAUCGCCUUGUUCUUGCUGCGCUAUCCAAGGGGUACAAGUUUUUGAACCUCUUCAAAAGCGCCCAGACCCCAUCGUCAAAAGAACACUCCGAAAUCCUCACCUACCUUCGCGAAAAGAGCCUUCGUGAUGCGAGAUCAGAAGCAGGCCAACCGCCACGGCCGCCGCCGAAAACCGAGCGUCCAAAGCCCAAAUGGCCGCCCCUCGUCAAGCGCAUAUCUCCUCUUGACGAACCUCCCGUCUACAUCUCUGAGCGUCACCCCGUGCCUCGCGAGGACCUCUCUGGCAUACGGCACGUGCCCAACAUCGCCGUGACUGCACACGGUGUCGUGUUCCUACGCCAGGGCAAGCCACAGCACCGCUCCGUGUGCGACUAUGUCCAGAAGAAGAACAAGUACAAGAUCAAGAACAUGAAUCAUCUGCUCGCCUCGAUGCGCGAUGAACAGCAAUUUGCGAAGGAGGAGGACCAGUGGGAUGGGCACCUUCAUAGCGAGAUCAAGUCUCAAAAGAGGGUGGUGGAGAGGCUGAUCAGGUUGCGCCAGAAAAUCGAGCAGCCCCUUUCAGACCUCCCCGACUGGGUUGGGAAGCCAGACAGUUACACCAAUAGCGUGGCCGCGACGUAUGAUGAUGCAAGUAGGAGGUUGAGUGAGGAUGCGGCGGAUCAGUCCGCGAGGGCGAGGGCGUUUCUAGAGAUCCGCGAGGCGGAAAAGAAGGCGCUGGAGGAAGACAACGAGUACUACCGGGAAAAGGGGUACAAGUGGAUGAUUGACACACCAUAUAAGAAGAAACAGAGAAGGGUGGCAAAGCGCAAGAAGGGCGGCCAGGAUAGAUUCGAACGGAGGGCGGUGCGGCAGGACAAGGCGCGGCAGAGCAAUUUCGUUGGCCUCAGCCCUGCUCCCAUUCAGGUUUGA